Prunus armeniaca (apricot) is the source of this 1467-nucleotide messenger RNA. NCBI's taxonomy places the organism in Eukaryota, Viridiplantae, Streptophyta, Magnoliopsida, Rosales, Rosaceae. The record is from the annotation of a GenBank genome assembly.
AUGGUGACAAACAGCCACGUUGCACCUCACAAUCAGACAGGACCAACUGGGCUCACAAAACCAAGGAGAUUAGGGACGGACGGAUCAUCAUUUCAAUUUUCAAGCCCCACAAUUACCAAGUGGCAGGGCAGAGUUAAUAUUGCUCAACGGAGAAUGACGUCACUUCACCCCUCCGAGCUGGACUCGGCCGCCACCGACUCCGUCUCGUCCACCCCACGCUCCGACCACCCGUCUCACGAUCUGAAUACACGUGUACGGUUCAUGUGCAGCUUCGGCGGCAAGAUUCUCCCACGGCCACACGAUAAUCAGCUUCGUUACGUCGGCGGCGAUACUCGAAUAGUUGCCGUACACCGUGCCGCCAGUUUCUCUUCCCUCCUCACCAAGCUCUCUAAACUCUCAGGACUGAGUAACGUGACGGUGAAGUACCAGCUGCCGAAUGAGGACCUUGACGCUUUGAUUUCCGUCACGACGGACGAGGACGUGGACAACAUGAUAGAAGAGUACGACCGUAUAGUACAGAAUCAAAAUCCCAAGUCUGCUCGGCUCCGCCUCUUUCUCUUCCCUAAAGGCGAGGACUCAACAGUUAACUCGAGAUCCUCCAGCAUCAGCUCACUGCUCGACGGCUCGGCUAAACGCGAGCUCUGGUUCCUCGACGCGCUCAACAGCGGCGCGUCUAAUUCCUCGGUGCUCGAGCGCGGCCGCUCCGAAGCUUCCUCGAUUGUCUCCGAAGUGCCCGACUACCUGUUCGGGUUAGACAACUCCGACGAGACUCACUCGCGCGGUGAGUUCAAACCGAAACCCCGAACCGUAUUGCAAGACAACGUGUCGGCUUCGGAUCCGGGUUCUCCUGCCCCGGUUAUUUCCUCACCGUUUUGCUCGACGUCGUCUGUGCCUUCAAUUCCAUCGAUGCCGAGUCUCCCACCCGUGAAGACCCGACCCGACUUCAAUCAAGUUGUCGAGACGAAAGAUAAUCAUUCAGAGGGUUUUACAGAGACGGUCGAUCUGCCGGUACCACAAGCGACGGGGUUCUCAGCCAAUCCCGGUGUGCAUUACAUUCCGGAUCCUAAUUACCCGGGUCAUGUUGUUCGGUCAGUACCCCUUUAUUAUUACCCGGGUCCGGUUCCACCAGCAAGCGUACAGGUCCAACCGGUUCCAGUUCGGAGUCAGUUUGUUCAUCAGCAAUACCCGGGUCAGAUUCCGGUGGGCUAUCAUAACCAGAUACCGGGUAUGGGUCAAGUAUAUGGUGGAGGGUUGAGGCCAGUUGGGGGAUUGGAUCCAUAUGAUGUGUCAGCUAGGGUGGUCUCUGAUGGAGUGAACCAGCAGCAGCAGCAGGGGUACUAUGGAGUGAGGAAUCCGAAUGCUGCUGUGGUUUCGGCAUACAGUCCAGGUAUGGUGGUGCCAUCUGGGGAAGAAUGGCAAGGACCUGGACCCGAAAUAAAUAUGGGUCGGGGCCCCAAUGCAUCUUGA